Molecule: messenger RNA, 1315 nt
Organism: Ficedula albicollis (Collared flycatcher)
Lineage: Eukaryota; Metazoa; Chordata; Aves; Passeriformes; Muscicapidae
Gene: GNB5
Product: G protein subunit beta 5
Exons: 11
Coding region: 87-1148 (353 amino acids)
Biological process (GO): G protein-coupled dopamine receptor signaling pathway; G protein-coupled receptor signaling pathway
Cellular component (GO): heterotrimeric G-protein complex; cytoplasm
Molecular function (GO): protein binding; signaling receptor complex adaptor activity
Source: RefSeq, a predicted model, not a curated record
GCCGCGGCAGCAUCCCCGAGAGCCGGGCGGGCAAACUCCUCCUCCCUCCCGCUCUCAUCCCCGCUCUCCCCGCUUCCUUUGCAAAGAUGGCAACCGAGGGGCUGCACGAGAACGAGACCCUGGCAUCGCUGAAGAGCGAGGCCGAGAGCCUGAAGGGCAAGCUGGAGGAGGAGCGGGCCAAGCUGCACGACGUGGAGCUUCAUCAGGUGGCAGAGCGUGUGGAGGCGCUGGGGCAGUUCGUGAUGAAGACGAGGAGGACCCUGAAGGGCCAUGGAAACAAAGUUCUCUGCAUGGACUGGUGCAAAGACAAGAGAAGAAUUGUCAGCUCCUCCCAGGAUGGGAAGGUGAUCGUGUGGGAUUCCUUCACUACCAACAAAGAGCACGCCGUGACCAUGCCGUGCACCUGGGUGAUGGCCUGUGCAUACGCCCCAUCUGGAUGUGCCAUUGCUUGUGGUGGCCUGGACAACAAGUGUUCUGUGUACCCUCUGACAUUUGAAAAAAAUGAAAAUAUGGCUGCAAAGAAGAAAUCUGUUGCAAUGCACACGAACUACUUGUCUGCCUGCAGCUUCACUAACUCAGACAUGCAGAUCCUGACAGCAAGUGGAGAUGGAACCUGUGCUCUAUGGGAUGUUGAGAGUGGGCAACUUCUACAGAGUUUCCAUGGUCAUGGAGCUGAUGUCCUGUGCCUGGACCUGGCUCCUUCUGAAACAGGAAAUACAUUUGUCUCUGGGGGAUGUGACAAGAAAGCCAUGGUUUGGGACAUGCGGACCGGUCAGUGUGUCCAGUCAUUUGAAACCCACGAUUCAGAUAUCAACAGUGUCAGAUAUUAUCCAAGUGGAGAUGCUUUUGCCUCUGGUUCAGACGAUGCCACGUGUCGUUUAUAUGACCUUCGUGCAGACAGAGAAGUGGCAAUUUAUUCCAAAGAGAGCAUCAUUUUUGGAGCAUCCAGUGUGGACUUCUCUCUCAGUGGUCGCCUGCUGUUCGCAGGCUAUAACGAUUACACCAUCAAUGUCUGGGAUGUGCUGAAGGGAUCCCGUGUGUCCAUCCUGUUCGGACAUGAGAACCGUGUCAGCACCCUGCGGGUCUCUCCCGACGGGACCGCCUUCUGCUCGGGCUCCUGGGACCACACCCUCCGAAUCUGGGCGUAACCUGAGAUCCUAUAUGCAGAAUCAAAUGAAGACUGAAACUCUGGACUACAAAAACUGCAGAAAGAAGCCAUUCCUCAAAAUCAGAUAUUCACUACAGUCCAAAAGAGUAACACUCAACCCACAGGUUAACACAACUAGAUAGAAAAUGUAGUCUGCUUGAACACAGA